This is a messenger RNA of Rhinichthys klamathensis goyatoka, 1786 nucleotides long. Its product is annotated as nuclear body protein SP140-like protein. Bases 272 to 1480 code for a protein of 402 amino acids. Lineage: Eukaryota; Metazoa; Chordata; Actinopteri; Cypriniformes; Leuciscidae. Gene Ontology annotation, cellular component: nucleus. The record is from RefSeq and is a predicted model, not a curated record. The transcript is spliced from 11 exons. Gene Ontology annotation, molecular function: DNA binding; protein binding; DNA-binding transcription factor activity, RNA polymerase II-specific. Gene Ontology annotation, biological process: regulation of transcription by RNA polymerase II.
CCAGCAAUGGUUGAAUAAACCGCCUUUAGUGCAGAAGUGUAUCUUUAAUGAAGGCGGACCGAAAAGCAGCUUUCAGUUUCGUUUAUUUGAAUGUGAGAGGGAGGCAAUGCAACUCAACGUGGAGGAACCCGUCCACUUCCUGCUGUUCAAAUAAUGCAGAUGAUACAAUCGCCUCCUUCAUGAAAUCAUUCUUUAAGAGCAUUCCAGUAAAUGACUGGCUGAGUGAGAACAGCGUUAGAAAUAAAGGACAUCAAGGGAUAAAAAGAGGAAGAUGGAGAAACAAAACUGUAAGAAGAGACAGCUGAGGGGAUCGUCCUCCCUCUGCACAUCAGAGAAGAAACAAGCCAAGAGACAAAACUGCCCCAAAUCGUCUGCAGAACAAAAUGAAUCUCAACUUCCUGUUACAUGUGGUUAUAAAGAGGGCUUCUUGCAUUUGAAGAAAUAUAAUAACAAACAGGAGUGCAUCUUCAGUGAAGGCCAGUGGUUCAAGCCCACUGAGUUCGAGAGGUUUGCAGGGAAGGAAAGAAACAAAAAGUGGAAAACCAGCAUCCUUAGCAAUGGGAUUCCACUCCAGAAACUCAUAGAGAAGGCCUUUCUUUCAUCUAAAAACUUUGCGAAAAGCAAGGUUCAGGAUGCAAAGGUUUGGCUGCUAUUGGAUGGUUUCAGAUUUGAUGGAGGAGUUAACUUUCUAGACUGGCAUUGUGGGAGAUGCAUAAGGACAGAAGACGUCUGGCUGAGCCCUGGGGAUUUCACCAUAUUCAACAAACCAGAUGGAAAAUGGAGGAAAGACAUUGUGGCCCAUGGGAUUCCUCUAGGAAAACUUAUAAUGAAAAGAGUUUUGGAACCGCAUAUGAUAAACUGUGAUCAAGUAAGACAUCAUCAUCAUCUCACAAUCACCAUGUCAGAAUAUCAGCAUGACCACCAAACUUUUCAGAAUUCUUUAAAUGUUUUAUUUCUUUAUGAACUCUUGUCCCAGCAGAAUGAUGACGUGUGUUUCGUGUGUGACUCUGAGGGAGAUCUGGUGUGUUGUGACAAAUGCCCACGAGCUUUUCAUUCACACUGUCACCUACCAGCUGUAGAUGGAGACUCACCUGGCCAGUGGAGCUGCACAUUCUGUGUGAGAAAGAAUAUGGAGGAUUCCAGUCGAAAGACCCAACAGGACGUUUUGAGCAGUCCAGUCUCUCAGUACACACAGCACUGCCAGUGUUUGCUGUUACAACUGCUACAUGACUGCAUGACUGACUCCUGCACUAAUGUUCCAGGAUACAGUAAGAAUAUUUGUGGUCCCAUGAUGCUGGGCAGAGUGAAGCUGAAGCUGGAAAAUAACGAUUAUCAAACAGUGCAAGAAUUUGUCUCAGAUAUUAGACAAAUUUUCAACAACUUUUGCACCUCCAGCGCAGAUAAUGACUCCAGUAGAAUGACCUCUAGACUGAAGGAAGUAUUCAAUAAGGAGUUUGAAACAGUCUUUAAGCUCUUAUAACAUCAUGCUGUGGGUUGAAUUUGUUUCUACACCCACUGUAAACGUUUCUCUUUGUGAGCUUUGGUUCGAGGGGAAUGAAAUGCAACCAUGCCAGUGUUUCCAGAUUGAGUGGUUUUGAAUUUGAUUGUGCGGGAAAAAUUGGUUUGGGCGGUGUAGUGAUAAAUUGUAUACUGAAAUUAACCACUAGGUGUCAGUAGUAUAACACUUACCUGUAGAGUGUGGUGAUUGGAAGCCAGUGUAAUAGAAGUUUGGUUGCUGUUCCUGUUAUGGACCUGAAAGGACAAUAAAAACAAGUUUGUUACAAAA